Molecule: messenger RNA, 2331 nt
Organism: Maniola jurtina (meadow brown)
Lineage: Eukaryota; Metazoa; Arthropoda; Insecta; Lepidoptera; Nymphalidae
Product: phenoloxidase-activating enzyme-like
Exons: 8
Coding region: 59-1435 (458 amino acids)
Biological process (GO): proteolysis
Molecular function (GO): serine-type endopeptidase activity
Source: RefSeq, a predicted model, not a curated record
CUACAGAGUACAGACAGUUUCGCGGCGACUCCGCACGCAGUGGACGUCAGUUGCGAAGAUGUACUUUUUAUUAAAAAUUGUGUUUGUAACGUUUGUGAUAUGCAUCGUAUGCGGCCAGGAAGAUUACCAUGAAGAUCUCUGCUACACACCAACCCAAGAGGAAGGCCACUGCAUAUCGCUGGAUAGUUGCGAUCAACUCAAACCGCUCAUUACCAAAUCAAGGGAAACUCUGAAACAGUACCACUGUGGAUGGGAGGGUACAGUUCCUAAGGUAGGAUCGUCGGGGGGAACAGUUCCUAAGGUGUGCUGUCCGUCUCCAGGCACUACUACUCCAUCAAGGAAGGACGGAACAGGAAGUUCUGAACCUCCACUACCGUCAGACGCCUGCUUCACACUAGAAAGCAAGCUCGGCUCCUGUUUGCCCGUGCAGUCUUGUCCACAUAUAGUAAAGAUGUUGGCGACGAAAUCCGCACAAAGCUUGGACUAUUUCCAACGCUCGAGAUGCAUGGGACCAGAACCGAAGGUGAUGUACGUAUGCUGUGACUCGAACAUUAAUCCGAGUGCUGAAGUGAUAUCGAGAGACGGCGCGUGCCCACCAUCAGCGCUACCGCCAAAUCCCGCAAGCCUAUGUUGUGGGACUGAAAGCUUCAGUGGAAAUAAAGUGAUUGGUGGUACCGAGACAGCUAUAGACCAAUACCCGUGGCUGGCUCUAAUCGAGUAUGCAAGACCGCAGCUUUGCGGAGGAUCGUUGAUAAGCAACAAAUAUGUGCUGACUGCAGCUCAUUGUAUACUGAACAAAGCAAAUAAGCCGCGAGAAGUGGUUGCUGUCCUCCUCGGUGAAUACAACACCACGAACAGUGGGAGAGACUGUGUGGCAGUAGAGGGUGGUGGCGAGGACUGUACUCCUGGCGCUAUCCGAGUGCCUGUCGAGUCGGCUAUCCCUCAUCCAGCAUACAACACACAGAAGAUCGUACAGUUUGCCCACGACAUCGCCUUGCUUAGACUUUCCCAAAUGGUCACUUUCAACGAUUUCAUCAGGCCAAUUUGUUUGCCUACGUCAGACAUAACCAAAGCACCACCGAUGGGCAUGAGGUUCUUCGUAGCCGGCUGGGGGGCUGUGAGUGAGACACGUCCAUCCAGCGAUAUAAAGCUGUAUACUAGCUUACCCUACGUCAAUCACGAGCAAUGUCAAUCAGCUUUCAAUACGCUAAGAGGCUCACUAAUAUGGGAACAGCAGAUCUGCGCAGGCGGCGAAAUCGAUAAGGACACGUGUAAGGGUGACUCCGGCGGGCCUUUGAUGUACGAAAGCGACAAGAUCCACGAAGUGGUUGGCGUAGUCAGCUUUGGACUGUUGCAAUGCGGUAUCAAGAAGCCCAGUGUUUAUACCAAGGUGUAUGAUUAUCUUACGUGGAUCAAUGCCAAUAUCAAGCCAUAAAUGAAAGAGACUAACGGCCAAAAUUAAUGCUCAAUUUAUCUUUAACUUGUCGAUAAGUUACUUAGCAACUUUACUUUACUUUUAGACUUUUGACGAAUAACAAUAUUGCUAAGUAACUUAUCGACAGAUUACAGAUUGAUUUUAAUUUUGGCCUUUAAAGGACUUCGCGCGUUGCGUGUCUAAGCCUUUUCAACGUUACUCUUGGUUCCAAUUAUAUAUAUUGAGAAUUUGAACAUUACUUAACGUUAUGCAAUGCAUAAAUCAUUGAAGUGUUUAUACUCAAUUAAAAUAAACAUGACGGAUUCUUAUGAAUCUUUGACCUAGCCUCUACUCAUUAAAAAUCAUAGUACUUGAUUUCUAUCAUUCAUUUGACGUAAUAUGUGCAUUUAUGUGUAAGUACAUUUAUAACGUAACCGCCUUAGCCAUUACUCACUAGUGAAUAUAAUUAUAACUGUGAUAGAGUAUACUUUAGUAUAAUUUCUUCAAGUCACAUGAAUUUUGUUGAUUUUAAAACCUCUGGAUAACCUUUUGAUGAUCAAGUGUAUUAUUAUUAUUGAAUAUUAGUGUUGCUUAUUGUUUGAAAACAAAAGAGUAAAACUAAUUAAUGCCAGUUUUCCUUAAUAUAUUCUUGUAAAAUAACCGAAGUGAAGUGUUAUGCUAGAGUUUUUAUAAGUAUAUCCUGUAUUUUAUUCUUUGUCAUAUAGGAUUAAGCAAUAAAGAUGUUUAAAAUUAAAAAAAAAAAAAGAUUGUCUCUAGCCUAAGACCCAUUAAGAUCGUUAGAAUCUGCAUUAUAAUAUGAAAGUCGCCGUGUAUAUGCGCACGCAGUCGCACACACACGGCGACUUACAGAUUCUAACUAGUCAACCGUGCGUAAUGGGGCAAUCCUCUUCAGAAUU